AGGGAUUUGGGAUCUUUGGGAUCAGGGGAUUUGGGGCCUCUGGGAUUUAGGAUCAUGCCCCCACAGGCCAGGAUGGAGCGGGACAUGAGCAACAAGCGCAUCUACGCCGAGGAGGAGCUGCCCGAGUCGGGCGCGGGGAGCGAGUUCCACCGGCGGCUGCGCGAGGAAGCGCGGAGGAAAAAAUACGGGAUCGUGCUGCGGGAAUUCCGGGCCGAGGAUCAGCCCUGGCUGCUCAGGGUCAACGGGAAAGGGGGCAGGAGGUUUCGGGGUGUGAAGAAGGGGGGUGUCACCGAGAACGCCUCCUAUUACAUCUUCACGCAAUGCCCCGACGGCGCCUUCGAGGCUUUCCCGGUCAGGAACUGGUUCAACUUCACCCCCCUGGCCCGGCACCGCACGCUGACGGCCGAGGAGGCCGAGGAGGAGUGGGAGAGGAGGAACAAGGUGCUGAACCACUUCAGCAUCAUGCAGCAGCGGCGGCUGCGGGACCAGGACGAGGAGGAGGAGGAGAAGGAGAAGGGGAGGAAGGCCCCGGGCAAGGGCGGGGGGGGGCUGCGGAUCCACGACCUGGAGGAGGAUCUGGAGCUGAGCUCGGAGGAGAGCGAGGCCAGCGAGGCCGAGGGUGAGGGGAGAGCAAAUGGAAAUUGGGAAAAAAAG
Molecule: messenger RNA, 654 nt
Organism: Onychostruthus taczanowskii (white-rumped snowfinch)
Lineage: Eukaryota; Metazoa; Chordata; Aves; Passeriformes; Passeridae
Gene: GTF2F1
Product: general transcription factor IIF subunit 1
Exons: 3
Biological process (GO): transcription initiation at RNA polymerase II promoter; positive regulation of transcription elongation by RNA polymerase II
Cellular component (GO): nucleus; transcription factor TFIIF complex
Molecular function (GO): DNA binding; RNA polymerase II general transcription initiation factor activity; TFIIF-class transcription factor complex binding
Source: RefSeq, a predicted model, not a curated record